Pochonia chlamydosporia 170 is the source of this 1194-nucleotide messenger RNA. RefSeq names its product O-methyltransferase. The coding region runs from base 1 to 1194 and encodes 397 amino acids. The transcript has 4 exons. The record is from RefSeq and is a predicted model, not a curated record. NCBI's taxonomy places the organism in Eukaryota, Fungi, Ascomycota, Sordariomycetes, Hypocreales, Clavicipitaceae. Gene Ontology annotation, molecular function: O-methyltransferase activity.
AUGUCGAAUGCCUACGCGUCCCCGUCAGAAAUUCUCGCUUUAGUGCAAGGUGUGAAUGAGGCGGCAGCCAGCUUUGAAACAUCGGCCACAUCUCAAGGCGACUUACGCCUUACCCGACGAAGACUUCAGCAUGAAGUUCAAAAACUUUUGAGCUCUUUGGAGGAACCAAAUGGAGAAGUCUGGACUCGGACGUUCCAAGUCAAUGUCAGUGCUGCACUCGAGAUCGUAUCGCAACUGGAGCUAUGGGACAAGUUCCAAGGAGGAAACGAAGUUUCCAUCGCGGAAAUUGUAGCCCUUACUGGGGCAGACGAAAUAAUUAUUAUCCGCCUAUUCCGUCAACUCACAGCGGCCCAUCUCUUUGUCGAAACCACGGGUCCAAAAGGUCCAAGCUUUGUUAUCACUUCUCUUGGUAAACCUUAUUUACAUCCGGACCACCGUGCAUUCAACAACUUUAUGUUCUUCGAUCUCAUUCCAUCAAUCAUGGCAAUGCCAAAAACUCUAGCAGAGAGACAAUACAAAGCACCUACAAAAUUGACGGGGACACCUUUUCAAUGGGCCCACGGAGAAGAACUCUGGACCUGGUUAGGUUCUCAUCCCGACCGAGCCCUCAAUAUGGUUGCUGCGAUGACAUCACAUAACCCUCUAGAUGCCUAUCCAUGGGGAACUGAGCUUGCGAAAUUGGACCUCCAAGACAAUGAUGUAGCGAUCGUAGAUGUGGCUGGGGGCCAAGGUCACAUCAUGGCCGAGAUCCGCCGAAGAAAUCCACAGAUCAAGGGACGAUUUAUUGUGCAAGACCUACCUUCUACACUUGACGCUGUUCCCACGCCGCCAACAGGUGUUGAGCUUAUGGGUUACGACAUCUUUACCCCUCAAUCCGUCAAAGGUGCUUAUUUUUAUCAUUAUCGCCACAUUUUCCAUAACUGGAGCGAUGACGAUUGUACCACGAUCCUAGAACAAAUUGUACCACUGUUGAGAACGCAGCCACAAAGCAAGUUGUUGUUAGUUGAUAUGGUACUACCGGAUUCAAACGGGACAAUGCAGGAGGCAGUCAUGGACAUUUCUAUGUUUCCCAUGGGAGGGAUGGAGAGGACUGAAAGUCAGUGGAAGCUGUUGCUUGCGAGAAGUGGCUUGGAAAUUGGGAAUAUCUGGAGAGGAAGUGAGCCAGAAGCGUGCAUCGAGUGUAAGCUACUUUAG